Hypomesus transpacificus is the source of this 1025-nucleotide messenger RNA. Its product is annotated as mediator of RNA polymerase II transcription subunit 13-like. The record is from RefSeq and is a predicted model, not a curated record. Lineage: Eukaryota; Metazoa; Chordata; Actinopteri; Osmeriformes; Osmeridae. Gene Ontology annotation, cellular component: mediator complex. The transcript is spliced from 3 exons. Gene Ontology annotation, biological process: regulation of transcription by RNA polymerase II. Gene Ontology annotation, molecular function: transcription coregulator activity. Bases 538 to 1011 code for a protein of 157 amino acids.
UAGGCUUUGGGAGGCAGAGUUGUCCCUGUGGCCGCCAUUAAAGAAAGGAAUCCAUGAAUUCAAAUGGAAACCAGCAGGAACAGAGACCUAAAUAAUGGUUAAAAUAACUACGAAAAUAUAGGCGUACGCCAGAUUUCGAUCGAUUUAAAGGAUGUAUUUCGUUUUUAGAUCGGAGUUGAUGAUGGAGAGAUAGAGGGACGUUUCUAGCAAAGACCGUUUUAAGCUAAGGGGGAGGGGGAGAGUUGCUUCUUUGCUCUCUCCUUUUCUUUUUGUUUUAAGAGCAUUUUUCGCUCCCUUUAAAUUUUUACUUCAAGUACGUUUGAGAGGUCGGCAUUGAGACUGUGAAGACUGCAUUUUAACUGCUUUUAAAUUGUGUCAGACCAUAGCAAUCUAAGGUUGUUGAAUUACUAUCUCCAACCGAUUGUUAAAAAAUUAUUCUCUUUGAUUAGCCUGCUUACAUUUUACAAAACCCAAAACAAAUCGUUCUUUAUUUCCCGGGAACUGAAAUGAUGGAGCGUUCGAUCGCGCUGUGAAAGGAUGAGUUCUUGUUUUGUACCAAACGGGGCCAGCUUGGAGGAUUGCCAUUCCAAUCUAUUCUGUCUGGCUGACCUGACGGGGAUCAAAUGGAAGCGCUUCGUGUGGCAGGGGCCCACGUCGGCGCCCAUCCUGUUCCCGGUGACGGAGGAGGACCCCAUCCUGUGCAGCUUCAGCCGCUGCCUGAAGGGCGACGUGCUGAGCGUGUGGCGGCGGAGCCAGCGGCCGGGCCGCCGCGAGCUCUGGCUCUUCUGGUGGGGCGACGAUCCCAACUUCGCCGACCUCAUCCACCACGAGCUCGCAGCUGAGGAGGACGGGGUGUGGGAGAGCGGCCUGUCGUACGAGUGUCGCACGCUCCUGUUCAAGGCCAUCCACAGCCUGCUGGAGCGCUGCCUGAUGAACCGCGGCUUUGUGCGCAUCGGCAGGUGGUUCGUCAAGCCCUACGAGAAGGACGAGAAGCCCAUCAACAAGAGGUAAGGCCUCUGACCUUC